Amoebophrya sp. A25 is the source of this 6794-nucleotide messenger RNA. Lineage: Eukaryota; Dinophyceae; Syndiniales; Amoebophryaceae. The record is from the annotation of a GenBank genome assembly.
AGGAAAAAGGAGCUAUUAUUACUGUUCUCUCUGUAAAAUCGCCACGUAGCGUCGGUGCCUAAUCUAGUAAGGCGUUGACGAGAACAAGCUGUGCGAGAUCGCGAAAAUGUUUUUUUGAAACGAGGCAAGCAAGAUGUCACGCAUGAUUACCGAAGACGCUUUUUCAUCUUUUUUACUCUCUCUCGCUCUCCUCUGGCUUCGGCUUUAGCUUUUUCCGAAUUUCUGUGGUCUCGAUCUUUCCAUUGCACUUUUGCAUAACAAAAUGGAUUGGAAUAAAUGGAAUAUUUUGAUGUGGUAUUCAUGUAAAUGUAUUUCAUUGAAGAUAUACUAAUCUAUCAACAGUUACUUAAUCAUAUGAAAAUCUAAAUUUCUGCGCAUAUACCAGGUUUCACGGUUGCUCCUCAAAAUGCAUUCUCCGCUUGCAGUUACUUAGCAGAUCGUAAAAAAGCAAACCAUGUAGUUUUUGAAAACAUAUGACAUCUGGCAGCACCGAGUACCAGUAGACGUAUUCUUUACAACAUUCAUAGAUACGUCAAAGACGGUGUUGUCUUACAUGUUGUAUGAGUUUCCUGGAUGCUCUGUCGUCCGUGCUCCAACCCAGAUUUCUUGCUUUUUCUCAUCGAGCCCUCGCCUCAAAAAGACAAAUAUGAUGGUUACAUACUUUGAAAGCCUAGCGGAAGCCCACCGGAAGCGACAGCGCGACUACGUGGUGCGACACCUUUCUGAAAAGCAAGAUGGUGGUCCUGAAGUGGGUGUCAUAGAUCUAUGUGAUCAUGGGCACUCGCCGAUGAGUCCCACUUCUCUGGCGGCGCGAAAGGCGAGCUACUAUGACGAUGCCCUGUCGCGAUCGCGCUCCCCUUCGUCGCCUUCGAGGUCAGGCGUCGUGGUGUAUCGACCUAUUUCUAAUGCUGCCAAAGAAGCGACGACAACUACGCCAUCGUCGGAAGUACAGGCAAAUUCGCACCUUCAUGGACACUCUACGACAUCAAGGUCAAGCCGUUCAACAGCAGGUCCAUCUUCAUUUCAGCAAGGCGAGCACACUUCGAGAAUGACUUACGCUGACUACAUUAGUUCGUCGGCAGAAAGAAUGCGACACCGAACGCGAGGAAGCAGACCAGCAACUACGGCCUCACCUUCAGCAGCAAGUAACUCCGUCGUGCCAAAGAGCAGCGCAGAUGGAGAACCGCCUGAAGCUAUUCAGCGACGGGCAGACUCAGAGCUCGGGAGGUCUUCUAAUUAAGGGUUACCGCGUUACAUCCUCCACUAACAUCCUUGGCCUUCUCUGAAGUAGAAAACAGGGCAAGGGUGCUCAGAUGAGUGUAGUGCUGCAACCUCUAAUUUAAGUCACGCAGACAAGAACUAGAUCAACGUGUGCAGUUGUCGUUGAAGAGAACAGUAAGGAGAGAGCCACAGGUCCAGAUCGUAGAUUUGCAUGCGCCAGCAGGCAACAGCUUUUACAACGAGGACGAAUCACAUUCACAUCCUGGACCUGGAGCAUUGAGAACAAAUUCAAAUACAAAAAGUAAUGCUGUUCAUCGGAAUUCCACCUUCACCAUGAGUUCAACUUCAACUAAAUCAAUUUUCAUGAUGAAUCAGCAGCGGCCGACGCCUUCAACAUCUAGCUCAUCUGUGCCUAAAUCUGCACGAACACGAACUGCUACGAGCUCCCCAAGCAGAGGAACACGGAGUCGAGACCAGAGACGAGAAUUCCACUUUUACCACGCACCAUAUGACAUGGAGGACUGCAUCUACGACGAUCGGACACCGCCUCGAGUGCUGCACUUGGGGGUGAACACUGCUACUCAAAGUCAUCAGAUCGCAGGCGCCCUCGAGGAGAAUCCGUUUGGGGUAGUUGUGACCCGUGCUGCUCGCUCACCGUACGACCACGUCAAACCCGCAGUAGACACAGGCUUGCGGCGGGGCAAGCCGAGCGGACCGAGCGUUCGAAAAAGCAAAUAUGAGCCGCCGAGUAGGAAAGGACGAGCAGAUGAUAAACCACGUGGACGCGAAUCUUCUACGCGACCGCCCUUCACCCGAACUGUAAACACCACUAGAAUGUAUGGUAAGCAUGGAGGUGCUAUAUCAAAUCUGCGGGCCGCAGCAGCACAAAAACCGGAGCGGCGUCAUACUGAUUUUGCUGUCGGAGCGUUAUCGCAGAAUCCAAAAAAUCGGCAAAAUAGAGCAAACGCGCGCAACAAUGCCGUGGCGACGCCUCGAAAUGGGGACUUCGGUAACUCCUCGGGGAAAAAUCAACACGCCCUACUUGUGUACUAUAAUGACGAGAAUAAGCGUAAGCCACAGCGUCUAGUCGCUGUGGAUCUAUUUGCUGAUGAAGAGAAUGAGAAGCAAUUACAAUUUGGGGAUUUUUUCCCGUUGGGAAAUGAAGCAGCUCUAGUUGACGACAUGAUAGAUGAUAUCUAUGAUCCUCAUGCCGGAGGAGGUGCUGGUGCACGAGACGAGGUCUUCUUGCUAGACAACGAAACAAGCAGUUUCCCACAUCAAAUCAUACGGAAAAGUGGUGUGGCCGAUCAAAAUAUGGUUCCGAAGACGGAGUUCUAUCGACCACCGAACUCGAGAGAGCGUCCAUUUGAAAGCAGCAAUCCGAGGACUUCCGAACGCGCCACGACAAGUAACACCAGAAGAUCAGAACGCGAGUGGGAAGAUGUCGUCGGGAGAACCGUUCACGCAGCGUCGGCUCAGCCGGUAGCGGGAGAACCUCAGGCUCAGGCUCAAACCACGUCCACGGCGAGGACAACUGAAACCUACGCGCCUCUGGCUGCCACACUUUUUUCCUCCGAAACGCAAAAACCGAAGCGCGCAUCCUCACCUUCUGUUCCACAAAAUUAUGAGGGGCCGCUUGUCGAUAGGCCCGCGCACUUCGGCGUCGAUCACAUACAACUGUUGGACGCCCAGAAAAGUAAGACCGGAGAGCGUUCAUCAUCUUCAACGGCAAGCCGCUUCGUGCCUGUUACCAGCGCGCUACUGCAAGACGUCAAGAAACGGAAAGCAAGGAGUUCGGAAGGUCGGGAUAACCGCAGAGUAGAUCGUGGAAUGAAGAUGGAGGAUGCUGGCGGCACGAACAAGGUCCUCUCAUUACCAUUCACAGCAUCAGACGAGGUCGAUCACCAGGUAAAAGCAGGAAAAGGAUCGAUAGCAGAAAAUAAUGAUGGUGACUAUCCGCCAUCGCCGCCGGGCUUUGCGCCUUGUGAACCAGACGUCGCCUCAGCUUCAAGCCCUGAACAGCGAUCUCGCAAAGUAGACGCAACCGCAACAGGUAAGCCGCCAAAAAGUGCAGAACGUCCUGAAGAGAGUCAAGUAGCGAUAAUCGAUUUGCAAGAACAAGAGAAAGUUGCUGAAAUAUCACCCAGAGGAAUAGGAGCUCCUCCAGUGCCACAAACACGCCAGCGAAAACGAGGUAAAAGUAGUCCCGCAAGAAAAGUUCGCUCUACUUCUCCACGCCUUCCGCAAUACCGACCGUUAGUUCCGGCCAGAAUGCGCCCCUCAUUUGCGACUACAGCUUCAGGGUCUGCAGCUACUCAAGAGAGACACACUGCAACAACAGCGACGACGAACCAUAAAAUUCAUCCUACUGCAGGUCGACGGGCCAGACUACCGUCUGCGAACCAGAGCCCGAGGCGGCGGAAGACGUCGCCUGGUUCCAGAGUAUCAGCUGCGGUAGCAAAGAUCGGAAAUACGAAGAAAGGUCGCGACGCAGAAGCCAGAAGGAAGUCAACACCGUCUAGAAGUAGAGCAUCUCCUGUCACAGCAUCGUCGGUUCACCUGGAUUUGAUGGACGACGAAGCCGCGGACGCAGAUGGAGAUCACGCCAGCGAGCACGACCAAGCAGCAAAGCUCAAGUAUCAGCAUUCUGCGUCUUCGUUUCCGGAAGGUAAAAAUGUCGCUUCUGACCAUGGCAACACCGAUGAUUCUGUCUCAGUAGAGAUGCGUGGUCGUAGUUCGUCACCGCCGACGUUUCAGGAACGCCGUGCUCCUCAGUCUCUCGUCGCAGAUGUUUUCGACUCACUUGGAUUGACGGUCACGGAUCUAGCUACAAAUGAGGAUGAAACCGAGACGCUCUCGGACGUGCUGAGAACCAUCGACACCCGACGACUCAAGCAAGCACACCAGGUGCAGGAAGAGGCCGAGGCGGAGGAGGUUUCGGAAGGUGAGGUAGUGGCUGACGAGGAUGAUCAAAAAGACGAAGGAGAUUCGUCACCGGCAUCUAGGUUAGUUGAGUCUGUGACAACGAGGAAUCCUGGUCAUGAAAUAGAAUUGAGGGAAUCCGUUGCGGCACAGUUCCGUCUUGCGGCUCUGAUGCGCGAACGUUUGGCGAAAAAGCGCUUUACGCAUAGUCUCUACCACCAACAAAGGAUCCGGAAAGGGUUCGACAAGUGCAACGGCACCGAAAGUUUGCGGCUGAGUCUAAGUCCGCCGAGGCGAGUGCAACCAUCCGUUACCGCUCUUUAUGGACUGCCACCGAAGGCAAGGGAUAUCCUGCGCGGAAGACUUGCGGUAGUACCCGCUGCCAACAAGCGCACACCUGCUGCUCAGACUGAGCAGAAGAGUGCGUCAGCUUCCUCUCCACAGGUGCAAAAAGUGCAAGCGGGGUCGACAGCUGCUGCGCGUGGUAGUUCUACAGAACCAAGAAUACCGAGUAAAGACCCAGGCUCACCUCGCAUGCUGGUGGGAGGAACGCUGGCAGAGGAGAUCAGGGCCCAUGUUGGUCCUAGAGAAAACCCGCGUUUUCGAAAAAUGCACAGCCCAACAUCUGCUCUUGUCGAUCAGUCGAAGAUCGCCCACGGCCGCGGUGAUGGAGAAAUGAUAAUACAGAAAGCUGGGAGUGGUACUUCUGCAUUUUUUCUGUAUUUUUCCACACAUCGCAUUCACAUCUUGAUUUUCUUGCUUACUUUUCAUUGAUUUGUGCAUGUGCAUCAAAUAUGUUGUUGUUGGUUGAGCUGUGCAUCGAAGAUGUUCGAAUGUGGCCAAUCUUUUUUGAGGCUGUACUCGCAGGUAAUCCGGCAUUGCUGGAUAGUCCUGAGUUGCGUGAUAAAUUUUUUGCUUCUCGAAUACCCGGAAGUCCGCGAGCCUUGGUCCUAGCCGAGAAGGAGCAGUCAGAGAAGCGCAAGAAAGACCAGGGAGGUGCGACGAUCAACAAGGCACUGGCGUCUACCGAGAAGCCAAUGGAAAAUGAGGACAGCGUGAGUGUAAAAAAUUGUUCUCAAGGUACUGUCGCGACUGCACUUGCACCGUCGUCUUCGAAGCCGUCUAUUUCGUUUUCCACCUUGUUGACAUCCGCUUUUUCUAUGAUGGAUUUGCACCAAGGUGACUUCUUUACGAAAUUCGAUUACACACGACGACAGACGCAGUCCGUAUUCGUGCGCUUGGGUUAUUUUCCGGAAUCACGCGUCCCCUAUCUGGAAUACUGGAGGACCUAUCUGCCGGCAGACGCAGCGAGUCCACCGGCUUCAUUCGAUUCACCACGAACGGGCGGGAAUGUCGAAGCGCAAGGCAUGAAGAUGAACUCCAACGUUGAUAAACCAUCCAAAAAUAUGAAAGGUGGCAUGUUGAAGCAAAAGGAGCUAGAUCUGCAACUAGUUCCGCAAGGACCAUCGCAGACAACAAUCGCUUCAAGUGAGGCAACUUCAGCAAUGUUUUCUCCAACAACGACAGGAAGAAGUAGCCGGGCAGCUCGCAGUCGAUUCCGGAAAAGUCGCUAUGCCGCUCGCUACGGAUCAGGUCCCUCUGUGUUCACACAAGACCUUUUUGAGAGUGUCGGAAGAAGCGCGUCAUCAUUUUUCCGCACAUGUUUUUCUGGUAGUCGUGCUAAUGCAAGCAUGUCUCGUCGCGUGCGACGCAUCCCGCUCCAGACCGUGACGCACAUAAAUUUGGGGCCAAGCAAAAAAGUUCAGGACAGAUGGGGCUCUCUGCCGGACGUGAACAUGUUUCAUCUGGUACUUCUUCAUCAGCUGAGUCUAAUGUCCGUGGCAUUCCCAAUGUUGAAGAUGAUUAGUAACCUCGACCCUCAUAGGCAAAGAAAUCGAUUCGACCGUGGUAAUUCUCAUCAAUAAUUUGUUAGUUUCUCUUUCUCUGCCAACACGAAGAUUUCCAAUCCACAUCCCCCGAAUGGAUUUAACAGCUCGCCUCGCGACGUGCCUACGACUUCGCUAUUGACGGCGAUGCGCAAACGCUUGCCUAUUGGGUCGGUUUUCUGCGAAGGCUCAUGCUUCCGGGUAACCUGGAGUUGAGCGAGCAAGCCGAUUAUGUCCUCUUUCGAAGAGGAACAUUCAGCGUUACAGAGGAGCUUAACCUGCCGCGACAGUUGGAGUACAUGUCUCAGAAAUACAAGAUUUAGCUAAGCCCGAAGCAUUAUAACGGCCACUGCAUUGACUAGAUAUAACGAUAAAUGAUCGAAGUCUCGAAGCUGAUUUUCGAUUCGAAGACAAGGAGUACAUCAGAUUUGUCAACUGUUGGAACAUUUGCAAUUGCCUCUACCAAGACAAAUCAUGACGGCUUUCAUGAUCACACAUGAUGAAAACGCAAAUCUAAAAUUUUCUACUGUUACUGACACAAAACAAGCUCGAUAUUAACAUCAGAGACUGAUCAAGAGCUAUGCUCUCCAAUGUCUGGCAAAGCAAGUUAGUCAUGUUUUGAAGAAAUAUUCCAAUCCUGCGAGAAAACUGAAAUCAUGCUGAUCACGACCGGAGGCCUUCCAUACCUGCAGUGCAUCGGUAGCACCUGAUCUAAUACGAUGAUGAAACAUGAUGAUUCUCGAUCAAAUCGAAAAAAAGUAAUGC